Messenger RNA from Mastomys coucha (southern multimammate mouse), 3038 nucleotides. Its product is annotated as zinc finger protein 878-like. The transcript has 4 exons. Gene Ontology annotation, molecular function: DNA-binding transcription factor activity, RNA polymerase II-specific; RNA polymerase II cis-regulatory region sequence-specific DNA binding. The record is from RefSeq and is a predicted model, not a curated record. Bases 278 to 2242 code for a protein of 654 amino acids. NCBI's taxonomy places the organism in Eukaryota, Metazoa, Chordata, Mammalia, Rodentia, Muridae. Gene Ontology annotation, biological process: regulation of transcription by RNA polymerase II.
CUGCACAACAUUUGGGUUGCCAUUGUGUGUCCCCGCCAUAUUGUUGUCCUGUGUCUUUGACUGAGGUCCUCAGAUCUCUUUCCUCGGUAUCUGUGUCCCCUCUAUUGACUGCAGGAGUCGCAGGAGGUCAACUGGAUACCCGGUGACUGGAAAUGGUGCGUGCGCAGGCUGUAGGGAGGAGGCUACUACUGUAAGCGGAGGCGGCAGUGGGGAGGCGGCCUUCCAGGGCUGCUGUGUGUCUCAUCUGGCUCCCCUGGGCUGCGCUGCAUCCCUCUGGAUGGAGCCGGAUCAGCAGGAGUCACUGACCUUGGAGGAUGUGGCUGUGAAAUUCACCCUGGAAGAGUGGACUAUGCUGAAUGAAUCCCAGAAAGAGCUCUACAAAGAUGUGAUGCAGGACACCUUGAGGAACCUGUCCUGUAUAGGAAAUAAAUGGGAACACCAAAAUAUUGAAAACGAGUCUGAAAAUCUCUGGAGAAAACUAAGCAGUCAGUUGUUGGAGAGACUCUGUGAAUAUACCGAAGGUCAUCAGUGUGCAGAAGUCUUUAACUGGACUCCAGAGUGUGCUGUGAACCAGAAAUCACGUCCAGGAGUUUCCCCGUGUGAAAGCCAUGUCUAUGAAGAAGUGGUUAUUGGGCACUUAUCUGUGAAUGUCCCCCCUCAUCCCCUCCCAGGACACAAACCAUAUGACAUUCAGGAAGAUGGAGAAGAGCUGUAUGAACACCGAGAUUCUCGCGACACCUCCAAUUCUUCCACACCCCUUCAGAAGCAAAAAAGGAUGCACACUCAGGAGAAACCCGAAACUAGUCACCGUAAGGAAGACUCCAAAUGUCUCAUAUCCAGUCAGAAUGAUGAAAAGCCGUCCAGUGGACAACAGCACUAUGAAUGUAAGCAGUGUGGGAAAGCAUUCACCUCUUCCAGCUCUUUCCGAAGGCAUGAGGAAUAUCACAGCCGAGAAAAAUCUUAUGUGUGUAAGCAGUGUGGGAAAGCCUUCCCCUUUCCUAGUUCCCUCCAGAUACACGAAAGAAUUCACACCGGUGAGAAGCCCUACAUGUGUAAGCAGUGUGGGAAGACCUUUGCCCGUUCAAGUUCCCUUCUGACACAUGAGAGGAUUCACACCGGAGAAAAGCCCUACGUGUGCAAGCAGUGUGGGAAAGCCUUCACGGAUCGUAGUUCACUUCGAUUCCAUGAAAUGAUGCACAGCGGCGAGAAGCCGUACAAAUGUACCAAGUGCAGUAAGGCGUUUGCUUCCUCGGGUGCCUUCCGGAAACAUGAACGGACUCACACAGGAGAGCAGCUCUUCGUGUGCUUGCACUGUGAGAAAGUUUUUAGCUGUGAAAGUGCUUUUCGAACACAUAAGAUAAUUCAUUCUGGAGAAUGCGUGUGUAAGCAAUGUGGUAAAGCCUUCACUAGUCACAGUUCCGUUAAGUACCACGAAUUGAUGCACAGCGGAGAGAAGCCCUAUGUAUGUAAGCAGUGUGGGAAAACCUUUAGGUCUCCGAAGCAAGUUCAGAUUCAUAAGCGAACUCACACUGGAGAAAAACCUUAUGUCUGUAAGGAAUGCGGGAAAGCUUUCACUUUUCUCGGUUCCCUUCAAUACCACGAACUGAUUCAUACCGGUGAGAAGCCCUAUCUAUGUAAACAGUGUGGGAAGGCCUUCAGGUCUUCUCGUCAGGUUCAGAUACAUGAACGAACUCACACUGGGGAGAAACCAUAUGAGUGUAAGCAGUGUGGCAAAGCCUUCUUCUCUUUGUAUCAUUUAAGAAGGCAUGAAGUAAUUCACAGUGGCACGAACCCCUACGUUUGUAAACAGUGUGGGAAAGCCUUCAGUUGGUUCAGUACCUUUCACAGUCAUAAACAGACUCACACUGGCGAAAAACCCUAUUUAUGCAAGCAGUGCGGGAAAGCCUUCUGUAGCCGCAUAUCUUGGAGAAGACAUGAGAAAGCCCACACCACAGUGAAGCCCUAUGCGUGUGUGCAAUGUGGGAAAGCCUUUCGUUCUCCUAGCUAUCUCAAAAUACAUGAGAGAAUCCACACCGGGGAGAAGCCCUUUAUAUGCUCUCAGUGUGGGAAACCCUUCCGUUCUUUUCGUUAUGUCAAAUCCCAUGAAAGAAGCCACACUGGAGAGAAACCCUUUGUGUGUUCAGAAUGUGGGAAAGCCUUCAGUUAUUAUAGCUCUUUCCAUAGACAUAGAAGAACUCACCAGACAGUAACCUUGAACACAGAACUUGAAGAGACUUCAUAGCCCCCAUAAGACUGCAUGUGGAGAAAACCUCUGUAAAGGUUAAGCGAGUGAAACACCUACUGGUUCUACUCCUGGGUAAAGAAAACUUUAGGCCAGACAUGGUGUGGCACACCUUUAAUCCCAACACUUGAGAGGCGGAGGCAGGGAGUCUCAGAAUUCAGGGUCAAACUGAUCUACAUACUGAGUUCCCAGUCACCCAUGGCUACAUAUUGUGACUUUCAUAAAAGGAAAAAGCCAUGUUCGUAUGAAGAGCAAGUUUGACUGGAAGAGAUGUCUUCAUUUAGUACAUGUGCAUAUGCUUCCCCAGGAAAAUCUUUGCUUGGCAAAGCACAAUAAACUCAAGAGUAGCGAGUAGUGGCCCAGUCCUUUGACAAUUUUUCAUAUGUUCGGUCCCGUAAAUGUCAGCGAUGUAAAGGACUGGAUACAAUUUUUUGUUUAAGAAUGCUUUAGAAAGUACAAAAUCUGGAGAAAACUAUGUAAAUAUAUUGAACUUACUGGGAUUUAUUAGGGAUUUGUUUUUGUUUAUCAGAAAUAGUCUUGCCGAGUAACCCAGACUGGCCUUGAACCAAUUAUAAAUCUUCCUGUUCCAGCCUCUGCAUUGUGCGGGUGAGAAAUGUCUGCUUCCACAUCCAGCAUCAGUAGUUCAUACUCCCCCUACCGCUUUGAUUUCUCCAGACAUGGUUUCUCUGUGUCGUACUGGCCAUCCUAGAACCCUAGAUCAGGCUGGUCUUGAACUCAAGAGAUCCAUGCCUGUCUCUGCCACCCUAGUGCUUGGAUUAAAGGUGUGUGCCACUAC